AUUCAAGCAGAGCGAGCAAGUUCAUCAAAUACUCACAAUGGCGGACACAGAAGGCAGAUUGUUUUGAUUUUUGGACCAAUGUGUUACACAAAAUUAUCUAGUUUAAUUGUUAAUCAAAAAUAAUAUAACAUGUAACAGUGCUGUGUAGAAUUUAGACACAAUAUUCCAAUCAACAAUGUGAAAUAACUAGUCCUAAUCAGUAGUAGAACAAAAUAUUGUCAUCAUGGAGAUUGUUGGGGAUUACGAAUAUAGCACAAGCAAUAUAAUCGGACAUGGAGCAUUUGCUGUUGUUUUUAAAGGAAGACUCCGAAAAAAUCCAAGGAAUGUUGUCGCCAUCAAAAGUAUCACAAAAAAGAACUUGGCGAAAUCACAGAACCUUCUCGGUAAAGAGAUAAAAAUUCUUAAGGAGUUGACAGAGCUUCACCAUGAGAAUGUCGUGGCGUUGUUGGAUUGCAAAGAAUCCGCAAACAAUGUAUUCUUGGUUAUGGAGUACUGCAAUGGAGGUGACUUAGCUGAUUACUUAGGAGUUAAAGGUACUCUGAGCGAAGACACUAUCAGGCUAUUCCUGACGCAACUUGCUGGUGCUAUGAAAGCCCUGCAUGCCAAGGGUGUAGUACACAGGGACCUGAAACCUCAGAAUAUUCUGCUCAGUCAUAACGGACAAAGGCCCUCUCCCCCGCCGCAGCAUAUCAAGUUGAAAAUAGCCGAUUUUGGAUUUGCACGUUUCUUACAAGAUGGAGUUAUGGCUGCUACGCUGUGUGGUUCUCCAAUGUACAUGGCGCCAGAAGUGAUAAUGUCGCUGCAGUACGAUGCUAAAGCCGACCUAUGGAGCUUGGGCACAAUUGUGUUCCAGUGCUUGACUGGUAGAGCACCAUUUCAAGCUCAGACGCCUCAAGCUCUCAAGCAGUUCUAUGAGAAGAAUGCCAACCUGGCUCCCAAAAUCCCCCCGGGCACAUCAGCCGACCUACAGGACCUGUUGAACGGCCUCCUGCGUCGAAACGCAUCCGAGCGUCUCGAGUUCGACGCCUUCUUUUCGCACGCCUUUCUGCAGCCGCCCCCGCCCUCGCCCCCCACCCAGUUGUCUUCCAGUCCGGGGCCAGGACCCGAGCAGCCUGCCAAGAAUUGCCAGCUGGCCAAUCACAGUUUCCCUGUUUGCCUCAGUCCAGACGACUCUGAUGACUUUGUCCUAGUACCUUCUAAUCUACCCACUGACAGACAGGACGAUGUGAGUUGUAGGAAUAGUGAUACGAAUCAGGAGAGAGAUGUGAGUGCCAGUCCGCCCCGCCCCAGCUUCCUCCCCAUCCCUGUGCCAACUCAGCGCUAUCUGCAGCAAAACCAAACGCCUCCCGAUGAGAGUGCAGUACCAAGAUCUCAGCCAAUCAAUAUGCAGCGAGCCAGGGUGCCCAGUCCAGAUCUCAGUUCCUUGUCACCUCCUUCUGUGCAAUUUGUGCUGGGAACCCCGCCAGGGGGCAGACGGCCGCCUGAGACCCCGCCACCUGUGAACACGUGGACAGUGACUCCGACAAAUUCGCCACUGCGCAAGUCAGUGGUCAGUUCGCCCUUUCUCACCGGACCACUGGCCUCGAUCAAUGCCAACAACAUGCUGCCACCCAUUGUGCAGGGGACCAGGGCCAUCACACUGCCUGAAAUGGGAAGUACUGACGCUCAUAUGACUUUUGUCCUGCCGGAAUUACCACCGGAAACUAUAUUAGAAAGAGAGCACAACGAGACACUGGCCAAGCUCAACUUUGUGCUGGCGGUGAGCGAGUGCGUGAUGGAGGUGGCGGGCGCGGGAGGAAGGCCUCGUAACGAGUGCCUCGUCCUGCUUGUCAGAGCACUACAGCUGCUCAGCUCGGGGCUGACGCUUGCUAAGACCAAACUAGAUGCCAAGGUGCUGCAACCUUCUGCAUCGGUGAAGAACGUAGUGACGCAACUGAAUGCACGUUUUCGCCAGUGUUUGGGAGAUUGCAAGCAGCUUAACUCACCUGUGCUACUGCAGAAUGCCAGCGCAACGGCUGACAAGAUACUCUACAAUCAUGCCAUACAUAUGUGUCAAUCGGCGGCCCUGGACGAGUUGUUUGGCAAUCCGGCCGAAUGCUUCCAGCGCUACCAGACGGCGCAGAUCCUACUGCACAGUCUCAGUCAGCAAGUCAGCCAUCAUCAGGACAGGGCACUUCUCACCAAAUAUAAAGAUGCAGUUGAAAAAAGACUGAGCGUUCUGCAACAACAAGGCUACGUUUACGUCAACAAUACAUCGACUUAGAAAGACAAAACAGAUUUAUUCAACGAGUUUAAUGCUGCAGUUAUUGGACCCUGCAAGCUCAGCGAAAAUGACGCGGAGGAUCGGUGACGUAAUUUUUCUUGUUUCUGAAGUUUGGGAGCUAAAUUUAAAUUUUGAGAAAAUUGUGUAUCAGAACAGUAGGAUUGGGAACGGAGUAUUGUUUUACUGUACAUUAGUUGGGGUAUUGGAAGACGACAAAUAUAAUAUAUCAUGUACCUCUAUUUGAAUACAAUAAUUGUAAAUAGGAAUGCUAUUAUCAUGAUGAACAUACUUGCUUUUGUUGUCAAUUUUGAUAAUAAUGGCUGAAUGGAAUAACUUGUCUUGUGACAGUAAUGUCCAUGUUGAAACAGGGUUGCCCAGUAUUAUUUUAAAUAUUCAAGUACGCAAUAUGAUAUAAUGACAACUAUGUAUAUAGAUUGAUUUGAAAUUUAGCGAAAGAAAUCAUUUAAUUGACAGUGGGGAAAGACUAUGUCCUCAUUGUUUCAAAUUUGACAUUCUCAGUUUUUAUUCGACUACUUUUGUUUACUGUCAACCUGUCGAAACGGCAAUCCUGUUUAAUCGUUUACUCAUAAUACAUGAUAAGCUCAUAACAUCCUUAGUCUAGUUGCAUACUAACAUUAUUACUUUAACGUUUAUGUAUUGCAAACAUUUAUUAUUUUCAUAUGAGAAUAAUAUGAUAUUAAUAUUGAAACUUGUGAAUAAUUCGUAUAAUGUUAUUACUACUGCUUUGUAUUCAACCGUAGUAACUUGUAAAUAAUAGUGUAUUUUUCUCAUUUAUCUAGAGAUUCCUCUACAAGGGAUGCAAGAGUGUAUGUUUAAUUGGAGAAUUUUCUCAUUAGUUUAUUAUUAUUGGAGGCUUUUAUCAUUAUCAUACUAAUUUUAAUGUGUUGACUAGCGUAAUAGUAUCAGUCAAAUUAUUAUUGUUUUUGACAAAUAUGUAUGUUUGAAAUCGUGAGAUUAAUUUUGUUAAGUUGGCGUUGCUUUUUAUAUUAUGAUUUAAUAUCGUUUUUGAAUCGGUUUCAAAAAAAAUUAUAGUCAUUGGAAAAUUUAUUGUGUACUCACUAAGCGAAUGAGUCACAAAAUGGAAAAUAUGCAAUAAAUGUAUUUUAUUGAAAUUA
Nilaparvata lugens (brown planthopper) is the source of this 3399-nucleotide messenger RNA. It is a transcript of the gene Atg1, whose product is annotated as serine/threonine-protein kinase unc-51. The record is from RefSeq and is a predicted model, not a curated record. Gene Ontology annotation, biological process: peptidyl-serine phosphorylation; autophagosome organization; autophagy. Bases 224 to 2263 code for a protein of 679 amino acids. NCBI's taxonomy places the organism in Eukaryota, Metazoa, Arthropoda, Insecta, Hemiptera, Delphacidae. The transcript has 19 exons. Gene Ontology annotation, cellular component: cytoplasm; autophagosome. Gene Ontology annotation, molecular function: ATP binding; protein serine/threonine kinase activity.